GCACGCGGGUUGACUGGCGCGUCAGAGGCGGCCGGAACGCCCCUUGGCGGCGGGUAUAGACGCGGCGCUCGCUUCCAACAGCUAUUCCACAGGGAUACGAGCGCACCUCGGACCUGGGCAGCUCGGAGCGAAGGAAACGGAGUCGAACCCGAGCAAAUGGCUGCCUUUCUUUUCACGGUGUCGUCUGUACUGUUUGGAAUUUCCAGCUUUGUUUCCACAUCUCGGACUUAUCCUCCGAAUGAAGUGACGCUCCUGGACUCCCGAACAGUGCAAGGGGAAUUGAAAUGGGUGGCAAGCCCAACAGAAGGAGGGUGGGAGGAGGUGAGCAUCAUGGAUGAGAAGAACACGCCCAUCCGCACCUACCAGGUGUGCAACGUGAUGGAGUCCAGUCAGAACAACUGGCUGCGGACGGACUGGAUCGCUCGCGGCGGCGCCCAGCGGAUCUACGUGGAGAUCAAGUUCACGCUGCGUGACUGCAACAGCCUGCCGGGGGUAACAGGCACCUGCAAGGAGACCUUCAACCUCUACUACUACGAGUCCAACGACGACAAGGAGCGCUACAUCCGCGAAAGCCAGUUCGGCAAGAUUGACACGGUGGCAGCAGACGAGAGCUUCACGCAGGUGGACAUCGGCGACCGCAUCAUGAAGCUCAAUACUGAGGUGCGCGUCGUGGGCUCGCUGACCCGCAAAGGCUUCUACCUGGCCUUCCAGGACGUGGGUGCCUGCAUCGCCCUGGUUUCUGUGCGCGUCUUCUACAAACGCUGCCCGCUCACCGUCCGCAACCUGGCGCAGUUCCCCGACACAGUGACGGGUGGUGACACCUCCUCCUUGGUGGAGGUGCGCGGCUCCUGCGUGCACAACUCCGAGGAGCAGGACGCCCCACGCAUGUUCUGCGGCGCCGAUGGCGAGUGGCUGGUGCCUAUCGGUAGCUGCCUGUGCAGCCCCGGGUACGAGGAACGUGGCGGCACAUGCAAUGCCUGCAGACCCGGCUUCUUCAAGGCCCAGGCCACGGAGCCCGGAUGCUCGGCCUGCCCUCCGCACAGCGUCUCCCCCACUGAGGCCUCCCCCACCUGCCGCUGCCACCAGGGAUACUUCCGCUCGACCUCUGACCCCGUCUCCAUGGCGUGCACGCGGCCCCCCUCGGCCCCCCAGCAGCUCAUCUCCAACGUGAACGAGACGUCGUUGACCCUGGAGUGGACGGCGCCGGAGUCGUCCGGCGGCCGCGACGACCUCAGCUACAGCGUGGUGUGCCAGCGGUGUGGACCGGACCCGCGGCGCUGUCAGCCCUGCGGGGGCGCCGUGCACUACUCUCCCCAAAAGGAGGGGCUGCGAGACACGCGGGUCGCCAUCACCGACCUGCAGGCCCACACCAACUACACCUUCCAGGUCUGGGCCGUAAAUGGCGUGUCCCAGCAGAGUCCCGGGCGCGAGCAGUCUGUGUCCGUCACCGUGACCACCAACCAGGCCGCUCCCUCCCAAGUCACAACCAUCCAGACCAAAGAGAUCACGCGGCACGCCGUCUCACUGGUGUGGCAGUCGCCCGAGCGAUCCAACGGGGUCAUCCUGGAGUACGAGGUCAAGUACUACGAGAAGGACCAGAACGAGAGGAGCUACCGAAUAAUCAAGACCUCCUCCCGGAGUGCCGACAUCAAAGGCCUGUCGCCCCUCACCUCGUACGUCUUCCACGUGCGGGCGCGCACGGCCGCGGGCUACGGCGAAUUCAGCGCCCCCUACGAGCUAAUGACUAACUCUGUCCCAUCCCCAGUCAUCGGCGACGGCGCCAACCCCACCGUGCUGCUCGCCUCGGGCGCCGGUGCCAUCGGCCUGCUCCUCGUGGCUGUGGGGGCCUUCGUCAUUUCCAGAAGGAGGAGUAAGUACAGCAAAGCGAAGCAGGAUGCGGACGAGGAGAAAUGCCCCCCCCAAGGUAUGAAGACCUACGUGGAUCCCUUCACUUACGAGGACCCUAACCGUGCCAUUCGACAGUUUGCCAAAGAGAUAGACGCCUCCUGCAUUAAGAUCGAGAAGGUCAUCGGCAUCGGGGAGUUCGGCGAGGUGUGUAGCGGCCGGCUGAAGCUGGCAGGAAAGCGGGAGAUCUGCGUGGCCAUCAAGAGCCUGAAGGCCGGCUACACCGACAAGCAGAGGCGGGACUUCCUGAGCGAGGCCAGCAUCAUGGGCCAGUUCGACCACCCCAACAUCAUCCACCUGGAGGGCGUGGUCACCAAAUGCAAGCCGGUGAUGAUCAUCACGGAGUACAUGGAAAAUGGAUCCCUGGACACCUUCCUGAGGAACAACGACGGGCGCUUCACGGUGAUCCAGCUGGUGGGCAUGCUGCGUGGCAUCGCCUCGGGCAUGAAGUACCUGUCGGACAUGAGCUACGUGCACCGCGACCUGGCCGCCAGGAACAUCCUGGUCAACAGCAACCUGGUGUGCAAGGUGUCCGACUUCGGCAUGUCGCGCGUGCUGGAGGACGACCCAGAGGCCGCCUACACCACCAGGGGGGGGAAGAUCCCCAUCAGGUGGACGGCCCCCGAGGCCAUCGUCUACAGGAAGUUCACAUCGUCCAGCGACGUGUGGAGCUACGGCAUCGUCAUGUGGGAGGUGAUGUCAUACGGCGAGCGGCCCUACUGGGACAUGAGCAACCAGGACGUGAUCAAAGCCAUCGAGGAGGGCUACCGGCUGCCCCCACCCAUGGACUGUCCCGUCGCCCUGCACCAGCUAAUGCUGGACUGCUGGCAGAUGGAGCGCAGUGCAAGGCCCAAGUUCAGCCAGACGGUCAACAUGCUGGACAAGCUCAUCCGCAACCCCAGCAGCCUGAAGAGGACGGGAGGGGAGGCUCCGCGGACCGGUACCGGCUUGCUGGAUCCGAACAGCCCUGAGCAGCUGUCCUCCUCUGGAGGAUCCGUGGGAGACUGGCUGCAUGCCAUCGGGAUGGAGAGGUCCAGGGACAACUUCAGGUCCACCGGCUUUCCCAGCCCUGAGGCCGCAGUCCGCAUGACUCAGGAGGACAUGGCCAGAAUGGGAAUAUCUUCAGCGGCGCACCAUAACAAAGUCCCAUCAAGUGUCCAGGAAAUGCAGUCCCCAGUGCAACCGAUGCAGGACGGGAUGGUACCGGUGUGAAGGAUAAAGAAACCACAGACUAACUCGAAGCUGGCCAUUUCUGAGGAAGGUUGCGAAAUAAUAAAAUUGUUUACCUCAUCCAUGCACUUUAAACUACGUUGGGAAAAAAAAAGGAAUAUAGGAAAUGAGGAGCAGGAAGCUGCACUUUUACACGACAUCAUUGCUGCCCUUUUGCGACAAGACAGUGGAAAUGUUGUCUUGGACUGGAAUGUAGUUCUGAAGGACCAAACCGGCACCCUUGCCAUGUAUUUGUAGGAAAGGAACUACGAGUUUCUUGCGCGUCACAUUUAUGGUGAUUUCUCGCAUACUAAGAUAUAGAUUGUUUGAAUUUUCAUUUUAUUCGUAUGUCUUUGUAUAAAUCGUUCUUUGUAAUAUACUGCCAUGUUAUUCAUGUUUACUUUCCUUGCACCCUCACCUUCGUUCGAGCCCUUCUGUAUCGCACAGCUGUGUCCUCGUCUUACAUAUGAGCCAGUUUUGCCUUGGACCCCAUAAUCUCUGACCGUCUGACGUAAGAUCACGUGCACGGACCGCCGUAGCCCUCACGGCCACCUCCCCCCGUGAUUUCUCCCUUUGCAGCAGAGCAUGUCCACCCAGGCACGUACUGUCUCCCCGUGUAUGCCGCAUUCGAUGGACGCCAGUCAACACAGUGGCUGGGGAGUAAAACCCCGGGAGCUGUGUGGACCGAACCAAACGUGUCUUUAACCUGGGGGAGGGGGCAUUUUCUCGUCACUCACAUUUAAGGUAGUUCCAAAAAAAGUAAUGAAGCUAACAACACAGAUCGGGUCAGUACGGAAUGAAUAUGAAUGUAAUUAUUUUUCCUGGCUGAAAUGUUUUUUGAUUUGCCAGCCUGUGAUUCGUUUUCUUCUAAAGGGUCUGUCUGGUCUUUGAUGAGCACGAUUUGUGGUUGGGGCGUCUUCACACUGUGUCAUUGUGUACUGGGUGCGGCGACACCUUUCCAAACGCGGUCUCGUAGGCCUGUGUGCUCCCGAAGCUCCCGAAAGAAAAGAAGAGAGAACUCCUCAAGGAGAUUUUUGAAAUCCUUCCCGAAGGACUGCGUCUGUUCAUUGCUGUUCCAGCCAUUUUACUUUCCCAGUGACUGAGUUGAAUGCUCUGUUCCGGGUUCGAGUUGGUUCACAGCCAACAGUGGAAGACCCCUGACGUAUGGCGGACAGGAACGUGGAUAGAGGUUCUGUCCACGUGAACCGUUCAGCUUCUCAUCGAGGGGAGCUCCAGGUCUUUUGGACAGAGACGGGAGCAGCAUAAAGAAUCGGCCCUGACGUCAGUCGCAAUCAGGGGACAAAGCCUCUCUUUUUAGAGCCAGUGUCUUCAGGAGACUGACUGGUUUUCGUUUUCACCCAUCUGGCCUCCCAGCAGUCGGACCCCAGGGACGCUGCCGGCCGUCUCUCUCAUACGGAACUGUUCCACCCCACUAUACCGGAGGUCUCCGAAUCUGCCCCAGGGUGCAGCGAAAUCUCCAAGAUGCCCUGAGAUUUCCGGAAGGUGCUGCACGGGGAUGCAUAGACGGGAAAAAGAAGAAAACAUUUUAUCUUCAUGGGCUGUUUUUUAAAAUAAGACUGAUACGCGUAAAAUUCAUAAAAAAAGAAUGUAAAAUAAAUGCUUGCAGAUAUUACGCAUGAGAUUCUUACUCUCUUAACGUGGCGUCUUUAACGCCUGUAACGGAUUGGGAAGUAAGUAAAGCAUUUCAUCCUCAA
Messenger RNA from Brienomyrus brachyistius, 4829 nucleotides. RefSeq names its product ephrin type-A receptor 4-like. The record is from RefSeq and is a predicted model, not a curated record. The coding region runs from base 157 to 3117 and encodes 986 amino acids. Lineage: Eukaryota; Metazoa; Chordata; Actinopteri; Osteoglossiformes; Mormyridae. Gene Ontology annotation, molecular function: transmembrane-ephrin receptor activity; protein binding; ATP binding. Gene Ontology annotation, cellular component: plasma membrane; neuron projection. The transcript has 17 exons. Gene Ontology annotation, biological process: axon guidance; protein phosphorylation; cell surface receptor protein tyrosine kinase signaling pathway.